Molecule: messenger RNA, 879 nt
Organism: Fomitiporia mediterranea MF3/22
Lineage: Eukaryota; Fungi; Basidiomycota; Agaricomycetes; Hymenochaetales; Hymenochaetaceae
Exons: 4
Coding region: 43-879 (278 amino acids)
Source: RefSeq, a predicted model, not a curated record
CUCAACUUCACUUCUACCAGCAUCUACUUUUAAUUUAUCCCAAUGGCAGACGAGUUCGCAAAUAACUUCAACGAGGAUGCGCUCUUCUUAGAACGCCUUGACGUCUUUCUCGAGAAAAGCUUGGACGAUUUGCAAGAAUUCGCUCGAAGAGAGGGACGAGACUUUGAACACAUCCGUUUAAAAGCUGCAGAAUGGCAUAGCAGAUAUCUAUUUGAUCAAGCAAGAAAAGAACCGCAUAAUGACGAGCCCAAUCAAAUGGCUCGGUCGCUCGUCCACGACGUACUUGACAGGACCUCGAGAACACUUGAAUCGCUCCUGACAGUUGCAGGACACCACUCCUUUCUACUGGUGGUCGACCCUUUUGCAGCAGAUAACACUGACGAGGGCUUCCUCGGAGGCACUACCGUAGGACGUGAAUACUGGCGGGGUCUCAGGAACGGUGGUGCUACCGGCGCUCGAAAUUUCAAGGAAUUUUGCAGGAAAUCUUCAGGCUCUCAAUCUGGUGUACAAGCUCCGGUUCUUGCCCUGACUUCCGCCAGUUCGAAGCAAACUCCAGCUGGAACCAUGAAGAACAAUCUUUAUGUUGAGAUGCGGUCCAGACUGAGAGCUGUAAGCGGUGUUCGAAAUGCCGAGAUGAGAUGGACAAAGCCCGAGAAGCUUUCUGCGUAUGGUGUCGUCCUUGAAGGCUGGCCUAGAGAAAUUGAGUACAAGAACCCGUCAAAGAUGUCCUUUCAUGAAACGUCAACAAUAAUGAGACUGCUCCAGGAGAAUAAGAUGUAUUUCCGCUCAUUGCACGAGGGAGAUGCUACUACUCUACUUCACCCUCCCGUAACGACUCCUUCCGCAGAUGUGUCAUGGGCGCUGCACGACGACACUUAG